Messenger RNA from Harpegnathos saltator (Jerdon's jumping ant), 2979 nucleotides. RefSeq lists its product as uncharacterized. The record is from RefSeq and is a predicted model, not a curated record. Bases 145 to 2979 code for a protein of 944 amino acids. Gene Ontology annotation, molecular function: nucleic acid binding. Gene Ontology annotation, biological process: DNA integration. The transcript is spliced from 5 exons. NCBI's taxonomy places the organism in Eukaryota, Metazoa, Arthropoda, Insecta, Hymenoptera, Formicidae.
GAGACCACGCGACUGGAACAGUUCCUGAAACGGGAAUUCCGCCUCUUCGACAAGGUGCAGGGACCGACGGACCGGGCGUACCACGACAUUCGACUGACCGACCCACGCCCCAUUAAGCAGCGGUAUCGGCCCCGGAACCCCGCUAUGCAGCGAGUAAUCGACGAGGAGGUCGAGAAGAUGCUGCAGGAGUGCAUAAUCGAGCCCUCUCACAGCGCGUGGAGCUCGCCGGUGGUGGUGGUGCGGAAAAAGGAUGGGUCGCGAAGAUUUUGUGUAGAUUUCCGCAAAUUAAAUAGCGUCUCGGAACCUGAUGCCUACCCGUUGCCGCAGGUCGCCGCUACCCUCGACAAACUCCGAGGGGCAAAAUAUCUGUCUACGCUGGACCUGCGGAGCGGGUAUUGGCAGGUUCCCGUGUCGGCCGCGAGCCGCCCCUUGACUGCGUUUGCCGUGCCGGGACGAGGAUUGAUGCAGUUUCGAGUAAUGCCCUUCGGUCUGCACUCCGCACCCGCCACGUUCCAACGGCUGCUGGAUGGCAUACUCGGCCCUGAGCUCGAGCCCCACGUACUCGUCUACCUAGACGAUAUCAUUAUCGUGAGCCGGACCUUCGAGGAACAUAUCACGCGGCUCGGGGAGGUCUUCCGGCGGCUCCGGGAAGCACGACUGCGCCUCAAUACGGAGAAGUGCCGUUUCUGUGUGGGCCGCCUGCGGUACCUGGGGCAUAUCGUGGACCGAGAGGGUAUCCGUACCGACCCAGAAAAAGUGAGCGCGAUAUCGGAAUGGCCGGUGCCCACGACCGUACGAAAGGUUCGGCAGUUCCUCGGGCUCGCGUCGUGGUACAGGCGGUUCAUCCCCGGUUUCUCCGCGCUAGCCGCCCCGCUCACGCGACUCAUCCGGAAAAAUGUGAAGUGGAGGUGGGGCGCGGACGAGGACGCCGCGAUGACCGCACUGAAGAAGCGGCUGACCACGGCACCGGUACUCGCGUGCCCCGAUUUUCGGGAGCCCUUCCAGCUGCAGACGGACGCAAAUCACCAGGCCCUCCGGUGGCUGCGCAGCCUGGAGACACCCAUCGGGCGACUGGCCCGCUGGGCCCUCGAACUACAGCAGUACGAGUUCGAGGUGCAAUACCGGCGAGGCGCUCUCAACACGGUCGCCGACGCGUUGUCUCGACGACCCGAGGUAAGCGCCAUCAUCUCGGAAAACGGUUGCCCUUGGUACCGCCAUAUGAGGGCGCGGGUAGCCGCAGAUCCCGCCGCCUGGCCGGACUACGCCAUCCAGCAAGGCCAGCUCCUCCGCCACAUCCUGCACGAGCUGGAUUUCCGCGAAACACCGGCGGAGGAGCAGUGGAAGGUAUGCGUGCCUCGAGAGCAACGCGCCGAAAUCCUUCACCAGCUCCACGACGAACCCACCGCCGGCCACUUGGGGAUAGCGAAGACGAUCGCCCGCGCGGCCCGCCGGUAUUAUUGGCCCGGAAUGUUCCGGGACGUAGCCCGACAUGUCCGGGCCUGCGAGACCUGCCUCGCCUAUAAGUCGACACAGGUCAAACCCGCGGGCCUUCUGCACGCCACCGCGGUCAAGGGCCCGUGGGAGCAGGCCACCAUAGACCUGAUGGGCCCUCUGCCGCGGUCGACCGGCGGCCACGCGUGGGUCAUCGCUAUGCAGGAUCGCUUCUCCAAGUGGCUAGAGAUGCGACCGCUCCGAAGAGCGACAACGGGGGCAGUGGAGCAGGCGAUCACCGAGGGCAUCAUGCACCGACACGGCUGCCCCCAAACAAUAGUGUCCGAUAACGGGAAGCAAUUCCGUUCCAAGCAAUUCACAAGAUUCUGCGGGGCUCACGGCAUCCGUCACCGCACCACCCCCAUCUACGCACCGCAUUGUAAUCCGGUGGAGCGGACAAACCGUGUAAUUAAGACCAUGAUCGCUCAGUUUGUGGGGAAAAACCACCGCAAGUGGGACAACCACCUCUCCGCGCUGCAGUUCGCAUACAACUCGACCGUCCAGGACUCAACGGGAUACAGCCCGGCCUUCCUGCUCAGCGGGCGGGAGUUGAGUUCCUGGCCGGAGACCCGUACCGCCGCUCCACUGGAAAGUCGCCGCCGACAGCUCGAGGACGCUUACGAGGUCGUCCGUGUAAAUUUGGCGCGAGCUUUUCAACGCCAGGAGCGCUACUAUAAUUUGCGACGGCGCUCCUGGCGGCCUACGAUAGGGGAGACAGUAUGGCGACGCGAGCAUCCCCUAUCGGAUAAAGCGCGAGGCUUUAACGCCAAGCUCGCGCCAAAAUACUCCGGGCCGUACGAAAUCCGGAAGAUAAUCUCCCCGGUAAUCGUCGAUCUCCGCGCUAGAUACGGCAAGUGGCUACGAAAUAUACAUAUACAAGAUUUGAAGUCAGGCAACAAUAACGAAAAGCCACAGGACGCGGAAGUCGACAACCCGGAAGGGGAAACCGAAACAACGGCCCGGGAUCUCACCGUCCUGUGUACGGAUCUCGCCCUCUCCGACGACGAGGAGAGGGCCCCGGCUGCCCCGCCGCCGUCGACGUCGCCACCACCAGCGACGCCACCGCCGACGUCGCCACCACCAGCGACGCCACCGCCGACGUCACCACCAACGUCACCGCCGACGUCACUGCCGACGUCACCGCCGCUACCACCAGCGAGCACACCGCCGCCGUCGCCGAGGCCACCGAACCCCCAAGUUCCGGCAAGGGGGACCCGGAUACAACGGUCCGACACAGCGCAGCGCCGGAAAUGCACAUCUCGCAUCCAUUCUCCGCAGUGGAUCAUCCCCAAUUUAACGGCCAAGCAGAACCUUCAACUCCUGAUGGGAAAUCUGCAGCCGAUUAUUCUUAGGAAAACGUAUCAGCUCACCGUUCUCCAAAUUAUUUCCAACAGUAUCGAAACUUACUUCCGCCUCAUCACCGCUUCUCAACGAAAAGCAACUCGACAUGCAGAAGUAAUUCGCACAACACCAUGGAAUCCAACUUAG